Aphis gossypii (cotton aphid) is the source of this 3759-nucleotide messenger RNA. RefSeq lists its product as uncharacterized. The coding region runs from base 144 to 1544 and encodes 466 amino acids. The transcript is spliced from 6 exons. NCBI's taxonomy places the organism in Eukaryota, Metazoa, Arthropoda, Insecta, Hemiptera, Aphididae. The record is from RefSeq and is a predicted model, not a curated record.
AUUGCUUGAUGCUAUUAGUAACGCGUGUUAUUCAAACAUUCGGUUGAUAUUUAUAUUAUUUGUAAUUUGUCUGUCAUUUGUUUGUCAUUGAAUUUACAAAUAGAGCUCGUGAUUAUUAUAACAUUUCAUUAAAUAUUUAAAAAAUGGAUUUAAUUCACGAUUUCGUUGAACCGCCGACGCCUUUUCCGUAUCGAUACAGAAAAUGUAUUUACUGUAAGAAAUCAAACAUCUUCAAGGCAGUAUACAAAUGUAAGGACUGUCGAAAAGUAUGCCAUCGCAAUUGUUAUAAGGCAUUUCUAGAAAUGAAGUUAAAACGUGAAGAGGAACUAGAACUCAUGAAAUCAACUAUCAAAAUAAUUAACAAUAAUGAAAUCGUUAAGGAGACAACGCUGCACCAAUGUGACAUAGAAUUGAACAUUACUAACCAUGGUUUAACUAAUGAACUACCUAGUACAACAUCUCUCAAAUGCACUGACAUUAAAUCGAACAUUAAUGAUCAUCGUUCAAUUGUAUUAAAUGAACUGUCCAGUACAACAUCUUUGAACGUGAAUAUUUUGAAUGGUCGUAGAAUAGUUGAUAUAGGUCAUAUUUUCAACGAAAUUCAAAAUAUUCGUCAUAGUGGUGGACUUGGAUGUUCAUUUUCAGACAUGAUUUUUAAAAGAGAAGAAAUAAAUGGAUACUUCUCAAUAUUCUUUUUUCAUUGUAAAAUGUGCGGUAUCGAAAAACAAAUAUCUUCUGAAAAUACUAAGAACAUUGAAUGCAUUCCAAUAAAUAAAGCAGUAGUAAAUUCAACAAUAGCUAUAGGUAUUGGAUAUGCACAACUGUCAGAACUUUCGACUUGUAUCGAUAUACCUUCAAUGUCAUCCAAUACAUAUCAGUCAUUAUUAUCACCUGUCGGCGAAGUAGUGCAUGAUUUAGCGAAGGAUGAAAUAAAAGAGGUGGAAGGUAUAUUGCCUGUCGGCGAAGUAGUUUAUGAUUUAGUGAAGGAUGAAAUAAAAGAGCUGGUGGAAGGUAUAUUGAGUGAAAUCAUUGCACCAAAAAGCGUGCAUGAAAUAGAAGAAAAUAAAGGAGAUGAAUUGCAAAAUUCAGAAAAACAACAACAUAAGUCAUUUCUGCAGACGUACCAAGAUCCAAUUACCAGCUUAGCUGUUAACAUAUUGCAGGAUGUACAACAAAUCGAAUCAAAUAGAGUAGCUAUGGGUAAAGAAAAUUUCACCUUAGAAGAAAACAAAGAUAUUUCGGCAGUAAACGAGGAUACUAAACACGAAACAGGAUUCGAUGUACAACAAAUCGAAUCAAAUGAAGUAGCUCUGGGUGAAGAAAAUUUCGCCUUAGAAGAAAACAAAGAUAUUUCGGCAGUAAACGAGGAUAUUAAACACGAAACAGUCAUCGAUAUUGAUGCGAAUGAACUGGAAAAUGUUUUGGACGAACGGAGUCAAAAAAAGAGUUUCUGGAGAUGGCUAAUUCCAUUCUGGGGAAGAAAUCAAGUCAAAACAAAAUCAAACUCCAUCAAAAGCAACGAGUAUUUAAUGCUCAAUUUUUAAAUAUUAAAUGCAUAACCUCCAAAGGUAUAUUAUAUAUUAAAAAAACAUAGUUAAGUAUUAAGUAACCAUAGGAAGUGUCACCACUGGAUGGCUCCUUCCAUUACAACAAUAUUACUUCCAAUUGUACUUUUAUCUUAUACUCUUAUUGUAUUAAUGAUACAGAUAGUAUCUUACUAAUAAAAAUAAAAAUAAAAGAUUCUUAAGUUUUAAGGUAAUAUUAAAAAACAACCUAACUUAUAGAAAUGAUGUUUAUUUUAUUUUAUUCAAUACAUAAUGUCGUUUUAUACAUAAAGUUCAGUUUUGAAAAUACAUCAGAAAAAUGAUAACCUCCAAAAGUAAUGACAGUCAGUCAUGUUUGGCUAGAUACGUUUUUUUUUUGUCCAAAAUUAAACACGACUUAAUGAAUUAAGCAGUUAUAUAAAGACCAAGAAAAUUUCACUCCGGAAGUAUAUAAAAAAAAUUCGAUAUCAAUUGCAAAUAUUCAAUGCGUAACAAAACUCAAUCCCAAUGUGACUGAACUUGAAAAGGUAUCAAAUGGAGCUUUUUCCUAGAACAGAAUAAAAAUACUUCGAUAGCAACUAUCUGAACUAUCUACCUAACUAUUUAGCUUUUAAGAAAAAUCCAUUUUAUAUUAUUAGCUUUAGUGUUAUAGUGAAUUUAUCCAUUAUUAAACUGAAAGGUUAGAAUAUUAUCUAUGAUAUCUCAUAAUAUUUUAGUAAUAUUAUAUAUUUUCAAAGUGAGUUAGGUUCAUUUAAAUACGGUGAUAGUUUAGCCGCUAUAAAUGCAACAACCGAGGAAGCGUGUUUGCAGAAAGAACUGGAAGUUGAAAGUGAACGUUUAGCCGUCGGAAAGGAAAAACCGAAACGCCGAUCACUAUGUAAGCGCAAAAAAGAUUUUUUAGGUGCAUGUUUUGUUGUUUAGCAUAGUUUAAUCUUUUCGUGUUGUUAAAUAUUUAAUUUAAUUUUUUUAAUGGACGAACCAAUGAAAUACUUUGCCGACCAUCUGCAUAAAAUACAUUAUUUUAACAGUAAUCAGCUUAUAUAAUUAGUAUAUUUUUGUUUUGUGAAUCAGAGGUGUAAAGUUUAUUAUAAUAUAACAAGCAAACCAUGAAAAAAAAAAAUUGCUCAUUAUAUUAUGAUAAACUUUACGCCUCUGAUUCACAAAACAAAAAUGUACCUGUCAUAUAAGCUGAUUACUGUUAAAAAUCUUUUUAUGCGCUUACAUAGUGAUCGGCGAUUCGGGUUUUCCUCUCUAAUGGCUAAACGAUCACUUUAAACUUCCAGUUCUUCCUGCACACACGCUUCCUCGGUUGUUGCAUUUAUAGCGGCUAAACUAUCACCGUAUUUAAAUGAACCUAACUCACUUUGAAAAUAUAUAAUAUUACUAAAAUAUUAUGAGAUAUCAUAGAUAAUAUUCUAACCUUUCAGUUUAAUAAUGGAUAAAUUCACUAUAACACUAAAGCUAAUAAUAUAAAAUGGAUUUUUCUUAAAAGCUAAAUAGUUAGGUAGAUAGUUCAGAUAGUUGCUAUCGAAGUAUUUUUAUUCUGUUCUAGGAAAAAGCUCCAUUUGAUACCUUUUCAAGUUCAGUCACAUUGGGAUUGAGUUUUGUUACGCAUUGAAUAUUUGCAAUUGAUAUCGAAUUUUUUUUAUAUACUUCCGGAGUGAAAUUUUCUUGGUCUUUAUAUAACUGCUUAAUUCAUUAAGUCGUGUUUAAUUUUGGACAAAAAAAAAACGUAUCUAGCCAAACAUGACUGACUGUCAUUACUUUUGGAGGUUAUCAUUUUUCUGAUGUAUUUUCAAAACUGAACUUUAUGUAUAAAACGACAUUAUGUAUUGAAUAAAAUAAAAUAAACAUCAUUUCUAUAAGUUAGGUUGUUUUUUAAUAUUACCUUAAAACUUAAGAAUCUUUUAUUUUUAUUUUUAUUAGUAAGAUACUAUCUGUAUCAUUAAUACAAUAAGAGUAUAAGAUAAAAGUACAAUUGGAAGUAAUAUUGUUGUAAUGGAAGGAGCCAUCCAGUGGUGACACUUCCUAUGGUUACUUAAUACUUAACUAUGUUUUUUUAAUAUAUAAUAUACCUUUGGAGGUUAUGCAUUAAAUACUCGUUGCUUUUGAUUGAACUCAAUUUUGUUUUGACGAUUUCCUCAGUCGCUAAAUCUUUUUGAGCUUCUUUUCAAUGUAUUUUAAUUUAAACUAUUAAAAAAUAUGUUCCUAAUCA